AUGAGUGCGGCCAAUCAGGCGCCGGCAUCGCAGGCCCCUCCAUCGAACGCGACGGAUGCAGUCCUGAAGCCGUCGGAGCCUGUGCCCGCGGACGCCCGCGAGGUGCAGGGCAUAGACUUCGACGACUAUGCGCAGCGCAGCAUCACGGUCGAGGAGCUGAUGGGGGGGUAUGCCCGCAUGGGCUUCCAGGCAACUGCGAUCGGCGAGGCGGUGCGGAUUGUCAAUGACAUGCGCACGUGGAGGCACGCUGAAACAGGCGAGGGCACCACCGUCUUUCUGGGCUACACGUCCAACCUGAUAUCCUCGGGCCUACGAGAGACGCUGCGUUACCUGGUGCAGCACAAGCACGUCUCUGCAAUCGUGACAACAGCUGGCGGCGUCGAGGAGGACUUCAUCAAAUGUCUAGGACCAACCUACCUGGGCGCAUUCUCGACACCUGGCGCCAGCCUGCGCGCGAAGGGUCUCAAUCGGAUAGGCAAUCUGGUAGUGCCAAACAACAAUUACUGCGCCUUUGAGGACUGGGUCUUGCCAAUCCUGGACAAAAUGUUAGUGGAGCAGGAGGAGAGCAAGAAGGCCGACGAACCGAUGCACUGGACCCCAAGCAAGGUGAUCCGUCGUCUUGGGCAGGAGAUCAACGACGAGCGCUCGGUAUAUUACUGGGCGUGGAAGAACGACAUCCCCGUCUUCUGUCCAGCACUGACCGAUGGCAGCCUCGGAGACAUGCUGUACUUCCACACUUUCAAGUCAUCCCCCGAGCAGCUGCGCAUAGACAUUGUAGAGGAUAUCCGCAAGAUAAACACCAUCGCCGUACGCGCAAAGCGGACCGGCAUGAUCAUCCUGGGCGGAGGCAUUGUCAAACAUCACAUCGCCAAUGCGAAUCUAAUGCGAAAUGGUGCUGAGAGUGCCGUGUACGUUAACACAGCCCAGGAGUUCGACGGAAGCGAUGCGGGAGCGCGACCAGACGAAGCAGUCAGUUGGGGAAAGAUCAAGACGGAUGGUGAUAGCGUCAAGGUGUACGCCGAGGCGACUGUGGCGUUCCCGCUGAUCGUUGCAGCUACCUUCGCGAAGGGAAGACCAGACAGUUCAGAACCAUAG
This is a messenger RNA of Didymosphaeria variabile, 1095 nucleotides long. It is a transcript of the gene DYS1, whose product is annotated as Deoxyhypusine synthase. Gene Ontology annotation, cellular component: cytoplasm. NCBI's taxonomy places the organism in Eukaryota, Fungi, Ascomycota, Dothideomycetes, Pleosporales, Didymosphaeriaceae. The record is from RefSeq and is a predicted model, not a curated record. Gene Ontology annotation, biological process: peptidyl-hypusine biosynthetic process. The transcript has 2 exons. Bases 1 to 1095 code for a protein of 364 amino acids. Gene Ontology annotation, molecular function: deoxyhypusine synthase activity.